CUUCCUCUUCCUCUUCACUCUUCACAUCCUAUUGUAGUACGAGACCCAAGACUUGAAACAAAUCCCCCUCAAAAAUUCAUUUUUCUUCCAACUGAAACGCCGACCAAACUACCUUCCCGUCGUUACUUUCCUGCGGACUGGAAUUACCCCCUGGCUACGAGUCCUUCCAUCCAAUCCUUGUACUUAAUUCAGCCAAUCAGCAUCGAGAAUCCGAACCAAUCAGCAUCGCGGCUUGCUGGUCAAAAAAGCUGUUAAUUAUUGAAUCGAAAUCCUGCUUCGCUAUGUAACUAACGUUUCGCAGGAUAACUUAUUCCAGUUUGGUGGCAUCCUAACAAAAGUCUCGCGAAUCAAUCAGAAGUAAUCACGUGCUAUUUCCAUAAUCGAAUGUGCGGGUGAAGAUCGUGGCAGCCUCAAUUACCGUUUUCUUGUUCAACUUUUUAUUAUCCACAUCAUGCUUCCUUACAAAUCGUUCAUGCGACUCUUGCAAAGAGCUGGAGAUCGCCUUCAGAAAGUAACUUCGCUUCUCUCGCAUCCACCAAGCACGGAAUCACUUGACAUAGAAACGCGGGUAGCCAUCCACCGAUCAGGUCAACCAAUUUGUCCGGUCCUGUCUAGAGCAACGCAGACAGCUUGAUGAGAACAAGCAUGGUCCAAAUACUAUCCAGGAACAGCAAAUUGAUAGAGAAGAAGCUCUACGCUUUAUAAUAUCCUUGUACGACUUUAUCACGAAGACCGAGUUUGAAGGCGCAAUUCGACAGACAGCUCGGCAGAUUACCGCGUUGCUGGGAGAGGACUCGUACUGCAUGAUUCGGCCAGCUGCUUCGAAGGGGACAGGUCUAUCCCCUCUGUGGGUUUGGAGCCUUGUUCAAGACUUAUUUCCGCUCGUUUCACAUGACCAAGACAACAGCUGCAACACAGUCGUCUACCUUGACGAUGCUGCAUCCACCGGCUCACAGGCAGCCGCUGCCGUAAGAGACCUUUCUCAUAUACUCGAUGAUCGGAACACUUCUCGCGACAAGCCUCUCCGAAUGAUCAUGGGAUUUGGAGCCAUUUCGGACGAGGCCCGCAGACUGAUCCAGGCACAAGCCGCCGAAGAAGGGCCUCGCCUAAGGCUUACCUUGGUGAAUGCGCCUAUCGAAAUCACCACAGUCGACCAAAAGAUAUCAUUAAGGAAGGCUUCAUCGGCCAAAUUCCCGACAGAUGCCACACUUAACGCGUGGAUGGAAGCGAGGGCAGAGUGUGCCGAGCGAAGUUGGAAUUAUACCGCUACUCGGAAUGCCUUGCGACACGAACAGAACCGUUUCCCGGAUGCGAGGGAGUAUUACGCUACUAUAUUUGCUCACCGCUUUCCCGAUCAAACUUCGGUGAUUAUGCGUGAUCUCCUGGCGUACGGCCUUGAUCACGACAAGCAAGAUGGCCUCAUUGAGCGACCUGAUUGGAAACCAUACGCGAACAUCGAAAAGGAAAUAACCAAGUUCUCCCCUCGCCCAUAUUGGUCCCUGACAACUAAAGGGUGGCAACAGUACCUCCGCUCGCUUACCCCAGGAUUCGGUCAGGUAGUGGUUUCUAACAAAUUAGAGGGAAUGAAUCAGGUUCGACUCUGCAUGGCUUAUAACGCAGCAACUAACUACUCUCUUGAAUGUUGUAAAAACUGCACCAGAGUAAGAUAUUAUUCCACGUGUUGUAAUUGUGUUGUUGGGUUGGCAAACCUCAAGGGCUUCGCUGCCUAUCGAGUAAGGAGGAAUGCUUACCAAGUUCUCUGCAUUGCAUCGGCACGCGCAGAAGCACACACCAAGGCAGUGGGGUAUGCGAUCGGUUUACUGCGCCGUUUCAGGAAGGGUCAAAGCGGCGGUCGCAAUCCCCUUGGUCGCGAGCAGAUCAUUCGGCCCAUGACGAAUACUACGCUUGAUGUUCGAGUACGCUUGGAAGUAGCCGUAGCGCAGCGGGUCGGCGCCGCCAUUGAGAUAGCUCAUGUUGUCCUUCAUCACCGCGAGGACGUUGUUGUCGAGAAAUGCGGGAGGUCGCGGAGAGGAGAAAUUACCAUAGGCAGGAUGAAAGGCCAGUGGGUAGAACGAGAAAUCACGGGCUCCUCGAUACUCACGGGCAACAAGAUUGCGAUUGGCGAGGAGACAUCGCGCAGGUGCACCGUCGUCGGGCGUGGUGGCGCUGUCCAAGCAGUUGAGAUCUACGGCGAUGGCGUAGGAAAAUCGAG
Cladophialophora immunda is the source of this 2212-nucleotide messenger RNA. RefSeq lists its product as uncharacterized. NCBI's taxonomy places the organism in Eukaryota, Fungi, Ascomycota, Eurotiomycetes, Chaetothyriales, Herpotrichiellaceae. The annotation marks the transcript as partial. The transcript is spliced from 2 exons. The record is from RefSeq and is a predicted model, not a curated record.